Molecule: messenger RNA, 1851 nt
Organism: Phoenix dactylifera (date palm)
Lineage: Eukaryota; Viridiplantae; Streptophyta; Magnoliopsida; Arecales; Arecaceae
Product: COP9 signalosome complex subunit 5-like
Molecular function (GO): metallopeptidase activity; protein binding
Source: RefSeq, a predicted model, not a curated record
CCCUGACCUCCCAUCAAAUUUACCCGCUCCGCCCCUGGGGUCCUUCACAUACAUCUCUCGAAGAGAAAAACAGGGUGGAGAGAGAGAGAGAGAGAGAGAGAGAGGAAAUCCUAGAAGGGCUCGCCGGAGGGACCCGCUAUGGAUUCGAUGUCGGCGGCGAUGGCGCGGCAGACGUGGGAGCUGGAGAACAACGUCGUGGCGAUGGAGGCGGGGACGGCGGAGGCGGACGCGAUCUACUACUACGACGAGGCGGCGCAGGGAAAGUUCCAGCAGGAGAGGCCGUGGGCGCACGACCCCAACUUCUUCCGGCGGGUGAGGAUCUCCGCCCUGGCCCUCCUCAAGAUGGUGGUCCACGCCCGCUCCGGCGGCACCAUCGAGGUCAUGGGCCUCAUGCAGGGCAAGACCGACGGCGACACCAUCGUCGUCAUGGACGCCUUCGCUCUCCCCGUCGAGGGCACCGAGACCCGCGUUAACGCCCAGGCCGACGCCUAUGAGUACAUGGUCGACUACUCCCAGACCAACAAGCAGGCUGGAAGAUUGGAGAAUGUCGUUGGGUGGUACCACUCACACCCUGGAUAUGGGUGUUGGCUGUCGGGUAUCGAUGUAUCUACUCAGAUGCUUAAUCAGCAGUUUCAAGAGCCAUUCUUGGCUGUUGUGAUUGAUCCUACCAGGACUGUUUCGGCUGGGAAGGUGGAGAUUGGUGCAUUCAGAACAUACCCACAGGGGUACAAACCACCUGAUGAACCUGUAUCAGAAUACCAGACCAUCCCACUUAACAAAAUUGAAGAUUUUGGGGUUCACUGCAAACAGUAUUAUGCGUUGGAUAUAACGUAUUUCAAGUCCUCUUUGGACUGCCACCUCUUGGAUCUUCUGUGGAAUAAAUACUGGGUGAACACGCUAUCUUCGUCCCCACUCUUAGGCAACCGUGACUAUGUUGCAGGGCAAAUUUCCGAUUUGGCGGAAAAACUGGAGCAUGCUGAAAAUCAAUUGGCUCAUACACGUUUGGGUUCUUUCCUUUUGCCCUCACAACGAAAGAAAGAGCAUGAAGAAUCUCAGCUAGCAAAGACAACUCGCGAUAGCUCGAGAAUUACUGUUGAGCAGGUGCAUGGUCUUAUGUCACAGGUUAUUAAGGACAUCCUUUUCAACUCUGUGCGUCACUCUAGCAGCACACGUGCAAGCCUUUCAGACUCUUUUGGCCCGGAACCAAUGGUCGAAGCAUGAAGAUGCCUCCAACAGCAAAGGAGUUUUUCAGUUUUUGACGCAUUGAUGCCUUACCCUUCUGAAAAAUGCGGCAUUUUGGCCAAACCCUUGAUUUGUUAAAGACUUCCCCCUGGGUAUGCCUGAUACGUGGUUCUAUUUGGUUUGAUCUCGUCUGCAAUACCACACAAUUUCCCAAUGUGAAGAAGCCCUUGGAUCUGGAAUUAUCGGCCAAUUUUAAAAUUGGAUUGCUGAGUGUUAUGAUAAAUAAUUUAUGGAGAUGCAAACACCAGGCGAGGACUGCCCGUAGGCCAUAAGAAAUGCCUGUCGCCUUGUUCAUUUGAUCUUAUAUCUCGGUCUAAUUCUCGAGGAAAGCUUUUAUUUGACUGUCGUGGUUAACCACACAACAGGAUGUUGAGAUGAAUAGGGGAGAAAUAUCAAGUCACAGGCUACGCUGGUUGGGUGUGAAAUCCCUUACGGCUGCUUUAUACAGACAUGAUUCCUUCUGGUGAUGGAUUGAAGCUGUGAAGUGUAAAGAGAUGAACCGUCUGUAAGAUUAUAUUUUGCUUUCUAGACCUGAUCCAUGCUUUCUUCUGGUCGGGAGAAUGGCAGAAUACUGAAUGAAUGGACCUGUAUGGUCAUCUUUGUCCGACA